AUGGGCUGGCUAGACGGCUGGUGGACGGACGCGCCCAAGACGUCUGAUCCUCUUGCAUCCAUCGACCCCAAAGUCCGCGAGUUUCUACAGCGAGAAUCCCCUGUCAAGUACAAUACAGUCUCCUCUACGCCAUCAGAGACGAAGCCUUUUACCGAAGUCACAGCACCACCGGCACCAGUCGACGACUCCGCGAGACCGCUUGUACCGAAAGAGAGCUUGUUCCAAGACGGCCGCUACGCGCACCUUUGGAAGGGGUACAAACCACAGGGCGAGAUCGAGGCCGAGUCCAAGACCGACCAUGAGAAGCUUAUGGAUGUGCUGGAGGGUUACAAGGACCGAAAAUACAACCUUGGUCGCGCGGCACUCGAAAAUUGCGCCAUACAGCAGGAGGAGUGGAUCAACUGCAUGAAGAACGGUGCUUGGGAGGACCGGCUACAGAUGUGCCGAAAGCAAGUACAACGGUUCGAGAGGUGCUAUACCAUGCAAACGAGACUAUUAAAAGCCCUUGGCUACAAGUCCAUCGUUGAUCGGCCGGCGCAUGUCGACGAAGACAUCCAGAUGCACGCCGAUAGCCUGUACGUCCGGAUGAUCGACCAAGAGAAGGCGAUUAAGGGGGCAGAGGAGCGCGGCCUGCCGGGCACCAGAGUUCAAGAACGUCUUCCCCAAACCAGAGAAUGCAAUCGAGCCCGGCGCCGAGUUACGCAAGAGCUGGGAUGA
This is a messenger RNA of Verticillium alfalfae VaMs.102, 717 nucleotides long. RefSeq lists its product as hypothetical. The record is from RefSeq and is a predicted model, not a curated record. NCBI's taxonomy places the organism in Eukaryota, Fungi, Ascomycota, Sordariomycetes, Glomerellales, Plectosphaerellaceae. The transcript is spliced from 2 exons. Bases 1 to 717 code for a protein of 238 amino acids.